AUGCCUAUUGAACUUCUGCUUUCACCGGUGAUGAGACCGGUGGUUCUCGCCAAGUCGGUUCUCUUCCACCCCCACCGUCGUUCGUCCCGGUACGUUCCCCACAUCAUCGAGCUUGAUGAGUCCAAGGCCUCCGAGUUUGCUGUGAGAAGACGGUUCGGUACCGGUUCGAAGAUCUUUGAUGUCUACGACACCAAGGCUGAGGAUUCCGGCCCACUCGGCCCAACUGAGGCCUCCAAAAGACUGUUUUGGUUUGUUAGAUCCAGAGCGGUUAAAGGUGCUUACAAGAUGUACAACUCUGAUAUUCUGGGAACUGGGCCUAAUGGCGAGGACGAGCCAUGCGCCGCUCUGAGAGCAGGUUUGAGAUCAAACAUUCUUCUCAUCAGAGCCCCAGGCGUGCCUGUGACAGAGCUUGGAUGGCACAUCAUAAACCAUAGAGUUGACGCUUUGGACGCUUACAGAAUGUUCACCCUUGCUGACGGAGCCACUUACCAGUGGACCACUGAGGGCAAGUUCUUGGAGAAGGUCCACAACGUUGGAGAGAAAGAGUCUGAGGUCCGUGAGAGAAUUGGACAGGUGAUUCCUGCUGGAGCUUCAGGAUUCACCGUCAAGGUUGACGAGUCCAAGAUUCCUAAAGAGUUGGCUUUGGCUUCCGCUUUGUGUUCGUACGUGGACCACUGGAACACCAACAUCCAUGUUGGUGGUAUCUACUACGCCAGAAAGUACUCGCACGUGAGAUGGAAGAGAGACUAG
Messenger RNA from Ogataea philodendri, 750 nucleotides. RefSeq lists its product as uncharacterized. Bases 1 to 750 code for a protein of 249 amino acids. NCBI's taxonomy places the organism in Eukaryota, Fungi, Ascomycota, Pichiomycetes, Pichiales, Pichiaceae. The transcript has a single exon. The record is from RefSeq and is a predicted model, not a curated record.